AUGACCCAUAUUUCCUUCAAAUCCACUUUGCAUCACUGGCUUUGUUAUUCCCAAAGGCAGCUAUUACUCGAUUUGCGUCCCUUGCACGAUCAUUAUACUCGCAGAAUUAUUCCUUCAACUUGCAUUCCUCUCGCUAAUAUUAAAAAACAUUUAUUUGAACUCCCCCCAAAAUCUUUACCGUUUGCAGUAUUAGAACCCCAUGGCCACAGGGGAGUUACUCAUAAAUUGCUAAUAGACCAAGGCUGGAAUGUUCCUUGGAUCCUAAUUGAGGGAGAAGAAUUAUGGAAAGUUAGUAGAGAGCUUGGAAUUUUAGAAGAAAUUGACAAAAAUAAUGAUAGCGUAAAAAAUUACGACACCGAAAAAGAUGAAUUAAACCUUUAUUCAAAUCGAUCUAGAUGGGUAUUAUUUCAACCUAGUCCUUUCUUGAUGAAUAAUAUAGAUUUCAUCGAAGAAUCACUCAAAACAUUAUCAAAGAAUCAUGUUUUUAAUUGUCUUGAUGUUGCAUGUGGAAGUGGAAGAGAUGUUGCAUGGUUAAGUUUGCGUCAAACGGUUGAUUGGCGUAUUACUGCAAUAGACUCAAUGUCUAGAGCUUUGGAUCGCACAAGACAAUUGACAUCAAGGUCAGGCGUCUUGGAUAAAAUUCAAACCGUUCAUGUUAAAAUCAUGGCAAAUGGAUCGGUCAAAAAAAAUCAAGAACUAUCAACACCACCACAAAUGUCGCUAUCAAAAGUCGAUGGUAAUAGUGAGGUUGAUACUCGACCAAAAUUAGAUAAAAAAAUCAUCAUGGAAAAUCAAAUUGAAUUUUUAAAUAAAAAAUAUGAUCUCGUACUAACAAUUCGUUUUUUAAACCGAGAAUUCUUAUCAACUAUGGCAAAUCUCGUAAAACCCGAUGGAUUUCUUUUAAUUAGCACGUUCGUUAAUGAUGGAAAACAUACUUAUAAGAAUCCAAAAAGUAAUUCUAAUAGAUUAGAGCUUGGUGAACUUGACAUUAAAUUUCGAAAAGAAUUUGAGGUUAUAAAAGAUGAAGUUGAAUUAAUCGAAGAUGGAAGACCAGUGAAUUCAUUCCUUGCAAGAAAAAAAAGGGAAAUAUAA
Funneliformis geosporum is the source of this 1092-nucleotide messenger RNA. Lineage: Eukaryota; Fungi; Glomeromycota; Glomeromycetes; Glomerales; Glomeraceae. The record is from the annotation of a GenBank genome assembly.